Cladophialophora psammophila CBS 110553 is the source of this 1569-nucleotide messenger RNA. RefSeq lists its product as uncharacterized. Gene Ontology annotation, molecular function: N,N-dimethylaniline monooxygenase activity; flavin adenine dinucleotide binding; NADP binding. The transcript is spliced from 4 exons. The record is from RefSeq and is a predicted model, not a curated record. The coding region runs from base 1 to 1569 and encodes 522 amino acids. Lineage: Eukaryota; Fungi; Ascomycota; Eurotiomycetes; Chaetothyriales; Herpotrichiellaceae.
AUGUCAAAGUUUACUUGGGCACGCAAAGCCGACUGGUCACACUUCUAUUCGUACUCGGAGGAGAUCUGGCAGUAUUUCAAGGAUAUCGUCGACACACUCGAACUUGAGAAAUAUAUGAAACUCAACCAUGAAAUAAUCGACGCCGAAUGGCACGAGGACGAAGGGAUAUGGCACCUAAAGGUCAAAAAUCUCAUUGACGGAACCGAGUUUGUCGAUAGAGCCGAGAUUUUCAUCAACGGUGGAGGCAUCUUGAACAGCUGGAAAUGGCCAGCAAUCUACGGUCUUCAUGAUUUCAAAGGCACUCUUUGCCACACUGCAAAUUAUGCGGCCGGCACCCACCUUGAUGACAAGCGUGUAGCAGUGAUUGGCGUUGGCAGCAGUGGCAUUCAAGUCACGGCCAACAUCGCGUCAAAGGUCAAACAGCUUUACACCUGGGUGAGGUCACCGACCUGGAUUACGACUGGGUUUGCUCAGAAGUAUGCUGGGCCCGACGGAGCAAAUUUUGAAUACUCCGAGGAGCAGAAGCACAAAUUCGCAGAGAACUUCCCCGAGUAUGUCGUGUAUACCAAAGAGAUCGAAGAUGAACUGAACCAGAGGUUCAAGUUCAUUCUCAACGGCACUCCCGAGGCGAGGGAAGCCAAGGAAUUCUCCACGACACAGAUGCAGGACAAAUUAAAGGGCCGGCAGGAUCUGAUCAGUAUGCUGGUACCCACCAAAUUCGGCGUUGGCUGCCGACGCCCCACGCCCGGAAAUGGCUUCCUAGAAGCCUUGACGCUUCCACAUGUAACGACUUUUCCCAGGGACAUGAUCAAAGUCACCCCCAGAGGUUUCAUCGACCAUCAGGGUUUAGAGCACGAAGUUGAUGUUAUCAUCUGCGCGACAGGAUUCGACACAUCAUGGGUUCCUCGUUUCCCAAUUAAGGCACGCGGAAUGAAUGUCCAAGAUAUGCAAAAGGGUAAACCCGUCUCGUACCUUUCCAUCGGUGUACCCGAGAUUCCGAAUUACUGGACUGUGACCGGUGCAUACGGUCCAGUAGGCCACGGCUCAUUCCUGCCCAUAAUCGAGCACCUCAUGCGACAUUUCAUGAUGCUAAUCAAGAAAAUCCAAACCCAUAACAUCCGUGCCAUGGCACCACGGAAAGAAGUGUGCCAAGCCUUCAUCGAGCAUGCCGAUUUGUACUUGAAGCGUACGGCAUGGUCGUCAGGCUGCCGAAGCUGGUUCAAGCAAGGCAAAGAGGACGGUCCCUUGUCGAUCUGGCCUGGUUCACGGCUUCUUUUCUUCGACGCUCUGUCACAACCGCGAUAUGAAGACUACAGCAUCAGCUACGAGGGUGACAACCCCUUUGGAUUCUUUGGCAAUGGAUUCACUAUUCGGGAGUACGAUGGUAGCGACCUUUCGUACUACCUGGGCACUGCUGAGAAUCCAGGUGCGCUGCUUCCUGCUUCGACUUGCCUGUCGAGCGGAACGCAUGGUUUAGAUGGGGCUUCGAGCGAGAUCCACAGGCAUGGUUCGCCGCAUUCCAUCAUCGCCAACUCAAAUCUUCAAGCCAAUGGUCUUCACGUCCAUUAG